AUGGCGGCGGCUGUGACCAUCAUUGACCUUCCUGGAGGGGCUUCAUCUUGGGAGUUCGGCAUCGGCAAGCGGGACCGGCGGAUGACAAGGUCAUCUGUGUGGCGUAUGUGUGCUGUUGUAAUGGAUGGUGGGCUUUUUUCUGGUGGUUUGGGUGCAGGAUUUGCUCUUGUGUUUCAAGUUGAAUACUGGGGAGAUGGAGGAGAUGUGCCACGGCAGGCUACUGUGGUGGUGAGAUUCAGGUCUAAGUCGGGCCUGUCUGAAGAGCAAGAAUAUAAAGCUUUUGAGCUUAGGCACAUGAAUCAAGCCCCCAGAAUCCGAUGGUCUACUGAGCCAGUUUUAUGCUUGGCGAGGAAGGGUGGAACAGUGAACCUUGCCACACAAUGGCAGCCCCUUCGCCUGAUGACCUUUUCCAAUCACGAUGACCUCCCGUCGCUGCUGAAGGAAUUGGAAACAGUACUGGAGGAAUUGUGAUCUAUGGCAAGGGUGAUGGUGUCUAUGGAUGGUGAUGAAGGGUGACGAGUCUAAUGUCUUUCGUCAAGACAUGCAACAAAGUGAAGUUAUGAAGUUCUGGUCAAUUUAGCUUAUGCAUAAUGCUUGGACCAUUAGAUCUUAGUUACUAUUUUGUUUUGCAUUUCAAACUUCCUAGAUAGAUCAUGGUGAUCAGUGUAAUUUUGAUGCAACUCUUCUGAUAUUCUGAAAGGUGUGCUAAAUAUAAUAGUUUAUGUUUCUUGGUCA
This is a messenger RNA of Aegilops tauschii subsp. strangulata, 735 nucleotides long. The record is from RefSeq and is a predicted model, not a curated record. NCBI's taxonomy places the organism in Eukaryota, Viridiplantae, Streptophyta, Magnoliopsida, Poales, Poaceae.